AUGAGACCAAUGUCGCAGAAAUCGCACUUCAAGAAGAUCCAAAACUUCAAAGCUGAUUACGCAGACGCCGAGUUUACCCAGUAUGAGUCGCAGCGAACAGGCCUACGAGUGACGGUGGUCGACCGAAAAGGUCCUAAAGUCUAUGGCUAUUUCGCUGUCGCCACAGAGAUUCAUGAUGACUCAGGGUCUCCGCACACACUUGAACACCUGAUCUUCAUGGGAGGGCGGAAAUAUCCGUACAAGGGCCUGCUGGACAAACUCUCGACCCGAUCCUACUCAGACACCAAUGCCUGGACGGAUGUCUCCGAGACCGUUUACACGCUUUCCUCGGCAGGCUGGGAGAGCUUUGCGCAAAUCCUUCCUGUCUACUUGGACCAUCUGAUACUGCCUACUAACACAGAUGCUGGAUGCUACACUGAGGUGCAUCAUGUUGAUGGCAAGGGUGAAGAUGCAGGCGUCGUUUAUGCUGAAAUGCAAGCACGACAAAACCUGCAAGGCGAUAUGAUGGAUCUCCGCAUGCGUCGUCUAUUGUAUCCGGAGGAUGACGGCUUCCGCGCAGAAACAGGCGGACUGAUGGAAAACCUACGCGUACUAACUGCUGAACGCAUCCGCGAGUUCCACCGAGAGAUGUACCAGCCAAAGAACAUGCGACUGAUUCUCAUUGGUGAGGUAGAUCAUAACAACCUCCUCGACGUUUUGGAUGGAUUUGAGGAUGAUAUUGUCGAUUCUGUACCCUCGUACGACGCACCCUUCAAGCGUCCCUGGGUCGAGUCCAAGCGCACGCCGCCGCUCAGCAAGACGAUAGUGGACACGCUCGAGUUUCCGGAAGAAGACGAGUCUACUGGAGAGGUCCAGGUUGCCUUCCUUGGCCCUCCAUCGACUGAUGACCUGGCUGAGACAGCUGUCAAUACCUUACUCACAUACCUUGCAGGGUCGUCUGUGUCUGUGCUGGUCAACACUUUGGUGGAGAAGGAGCAUCUCGCAAGUGAGGUUUACUAUUUCAUGAAGGACCACUACGACUCGAUCAUCUGGUUCACACUGAGCGCAGUGGAGACAGACCAACUUGAAGCAGCUGAAAAGCGUUUCUUCGAAGUCCUUAGGGAGCACGUAGAUGGUCCUCUUGACAUGAGCUACCUGCGAGACUGCCUCCAUCGCUUCAAGCGACAGGCUCGCUUUACUUCCGAGGUCAGCAACGAGGACUGGAACACUCCCAUUGUCAAGGACCACAUCUUUGGAAACCGCGAUGGCUCCGAUCUGAAGAUUACAAUGGGGGAUCUCAAGGUGUUCGACGAGCUCGAUGGGUGGAGCGAAGAUCAAUGGCGCUCUUUUACCAAGAAGUGGAUAUCGGAUGCCCACCACGUUACUUUGUUCGGCAAGCCUUCAGCAUCUUUGAACGAGAAGAUGAAAGCUGAAGAAGUCGCACGAGUCAAAGCGCAGCAAGAGAAGCUUGGUGAAGAAGGUCUCAAGAAGCUGGCAGAGAAGCUAAAGGAGGCUCAGGAUCAGAACAACAAGCCUAUUCCAGAGGAACUGAUUGCAAGCUUCAAGGUGCCCAGCACUGAUUCGAUCCACUUCUUUGAAACUACCUCAGCACGCUCAGGACUUGCGAAAAAGUUGGGUACGGCCGACACCAAGAUUCAGCAGAUCAUUGAUCGGGACGAGAGCGGGCUGCCGCUUUUCGUCCACUUCGAGCACAUUCCGACUUCUUUUGUGCAUUUUGGCCUGGCUCUAGGGACGUCUAGUCUGCCCACGGAGUUGAAGCCUCUGCUCGGUAUCUAUCUUACCAACUUCUUCGCCACACCUGUCGUAAAAGACGGCAAGCGUAUCGAGUUUGAGGAGGUCAUCACCAAACUUGAGCAAGACACCAUCGAGUACACUCUAGGAAGAGCCACUGAUAUUGGCAAUUCUGAGAUGCUUCACAUUCACUUCGUUGCAGAAGAAGAGAAGUUCGAGACUGUUGUCCAAUGGCUCAAGACACUGCUCGUAGACUCAGUGUUUGACGUUGAGAGGAUCAAGGCUACUGUCAUCAAGAUGCUGGCGAACGUGCCAGACGAAAAGCGUGAUGGCAACGGCAUGGCACUUGCCAUCGACAAGAUGAUCCACUACGACACUACCUCUUCGGUCCGCGCUACAACUACCCUCGUCAAGGCCUUGUACCUGAAGCGUACCCUGAAGCUGCUCAACACCGACCCUCAACAGGUCGUCGACAAGCUUGAGGCCCUGCGAAAGCAUCUCCUCACCUUCUCAAACAUGCGCCUAAUUGUUACAGCGAACCUCGAGACCCUCAAAAACCCGGUUUCCACCUUCAAACAUCUCACAAGCGCCAUCAAGCCAGGCUCGAAUCCUACCGUCAACCCUAUCGAUGAUCGCAACAAGCUCCUCUCUGACAUCGGUCGCAACCCGGGCGGUGCGCACUACAUUGUCACCAUGCCCAUCGACACAUCCUACGGCAUCUUCACCUCCAAGGGUCCUAAGGGGUACACGGCUCCGCAACUACCACCACUCCUGGUCACUCUCGCAAUUCUCGAGGCUGUUGAGGGACCGAUGUGGGUCGCCAUCCGUGGUACGGGUCUUGCUUACGGCACAUCGUUCUACCGCGAUGUAGAGACUGGAAAGUUGAAGUUUGUGGUGUACAACAGCCCGAAUGUAUUCAAGGCAUUCGACGCAGCAAAGACACUGAUUCUGGAGCUUGCAGAUGGCACAAAAUCUUUUGACAAGAUGUCGCUCGAGGGUGCUAUUUCGACCAUCGUCAGGGGCUUUGUAGACGAGCGGGAUACUAUGGUUGAAGCAGCCAAGAGCUCGUUCAUUGAUCUUGUCGUACGCGGCGUCGACAAGGAGUGGCAGGACUGGGUCCUCCGCGAAGUGCGCAAGAUCACCGAGGAGGAUGUCAAGCGCACCUUGAAGGAGGUUGUCUCGGCUAUCUUCGAGCCCGAGAAGGUUGACGUCGUUGUCACAUGUGGCGGCAUCCUGACUGAGAACCUGCAAAAAGAAUUUGAAAAGGCAGGCUUCAAGCCUCAGACUAAGACCCUUGCUGAUUUCUACGAAUCGUACGGUCUCGAAGGUGACGAGGAGGAUGACGACGACGAUGACGAGGAGGACAGCGACGAAGGCUCAGACGACGAGAGUGGUGAUGAGAUGGAAGAGUAG
Molecule: messenger RNA, 3144 nt
Organism: Ascochyta rabiei
Lineage: Eukaryota; Fungi; Ascomycota; Dothideomycetes; Pleosporales; Didymellaceae
Exons: 4
Coding region: 1-3144 (1047 amino acids)
Molecular function (GO): metal ion binding
Source: RefSeq, a predicted model, not a curated record